GUUGACGAGGUCGGAGGGGCCUGGGAAAGGGUCGAGUGACAGAGGUGGUUAACACAUCGACGUGAUUGGACCCGUAAGCACAAGUCGUGGGCGGUUAGAGAAUGAGCUCGGGCCAAUGAGACCCCUUGCCACUUCUCUCCUGGCAGGCGGAGAGUGGAGCGCACCUGCCAAGGGACCAGGGGUGAGACUGGGGCCGUCUGGUGUGCCGUCAGAUCAUCGCAUCCCUCCUCAGUACUUGGGACCAGAAGGAAGGGACGAGAUGGCUACCUAAAUUCUCGCUUGGAGAGCACCGCGAAAUCAGGUAUCUUUCCUGUCUUUUCUGCCAUCCCAGC
This is a messenger RNA of Colletotrichum acutatum, 332 nucleotides long. RefSeq lists its product as uncharacterized. The coding region runs from base 116 to 271 and encodes 51 amino acids. The transcript has a single exon. The record is from RefSeq and is a predicted model, not a curated record. NCBI's taxonomy places the organism in Eukaryota, Fungi, Ascomycota, Sordariomycetes, Glomerellales, Glomerellaceae.